GAUGAUUUUGCCGGCCACUGGACCGAGGCGGUGCGGAUAUAGCUUGGAAUAAGCCGUUGAAGGAUUUCCUUCGCCGAGCCUGAGUUGCCCAAAUGCGCGAGCAAAUUGCAAGCCCCACCGGGCUGAAGUGACGCGCAGAGCGGAUGUGACGAAGAAGGCGGAGGCUGAACGGCAAGCUAUAGUGAUCCAGCAAGCCGAGCUGGCCAGGAAGUUGAAGACGGCUUUACAUCAGCAGUCUACGCGGGUUGACAGGACCUCGGCAAGCUUCUGUGUUGAGCUUUCGCAAUCGCCCGACGUGAUGGCUGAUGAACAAGGUCUUCCAGUGCAAGAGAACCUACAACAAGAAGGGCGGCAACUGCAACCAGCACGAGAACGAAGAUGAGGUUCAAACGCAAGAAAUCUCCAGCGGUCCCAUCCGCAUGAUAACUUACCGAGAAGAAGCUGAAUCUGGGUCCGAGAGUGCUGACGAGGCUCCGCAACCCAGACGCCAGCGACGGCGGCGCGCCCGGAAGAAGGAUGGAGGUGCCUUCGAAUUAGCUGCACCUUCGCGUGAUGUGAUUACAGGCUGGAUCGCUGAAGCCUGGCGGAACCUGACGACAACAACGAUAGUCGGCGUAUUGGUCUUGUCAACGACACGCGACCUGUUCAAGACACAGCGGCUGACAUGACGGCGGAGAUCGACAUUCUCCUGGAGCAGCUAGCCUCUGUUGCAAUAACUAAGCCGGCAUGUCGAACUCGCGUAAGCUCUGCCGACGACAUCCGCACACCCGGAGAAACAACCAGCGGCUCCGAUGAAGACAGCUCAGAUCAAGAGUAAGAGGUACUUCAUUUAAAUGA
Molecule: messenger RNA, 837 nt
Organism: Phytophthora sojae
Lineage: Eukaryota; Oomycota; Peronosporomycetes; Peronosporales; Peronosporaceae
Exons: 1
Coding region: 306-668 (120 amino acids)
Source: RefSeq, a predicted model, not a curated record